AUGUUAAGACCUACGCGUUCAUUAUUUCAAAGAACAAUGAUGUUCGUUCGUCAAAUAACCCUUGUAACUAGUAAUAAUAAUAAUACUCUUCUCUUUAAUGGGACGAAUGGAAUGAGAAUUUUACCAACAUUUAUUAUGGAACAUGUUAGAAGAAGAAACAUACACCAUGGACAACCAUUUAGAGAAUAUCCCGGUGAAUGGAUUUGUGGCGAAUGUGGUUUUAAAAAUUUUUCUUAUAGAACUAAAUGUUUUAAAUGUGAUAGUAAACCUAAAUAUCGUAAAGUAGCUGCAGGAGACUGGAUAUGCUCCAAAUGUGAAUUUUAUAAUUUUAAAUCUAGAAAGUUAUGUUUUAAAUGUAAUACACCUUCUCCUGAUACGGAUAAAAACGAAGAAAUUCUCGAAGGGAAUUUUAAUUAG
Rhizophagus irregularis DAOM 181602=DAOM 197198 is the source of this 417-nucleotide messenger RNA. RefSeq lists its product as uncharacterized. The record is from RefSeq and is a predicted model, not a curated record. Gene Ontology annotation, molecular function: mRNA binding. NCBI's taxonomy places the organism in Eukaryota, Fungi, Glomeromycota, Glomeromycetes, Glomerales, Glomeraceae.